This is a messenger RNA of Fusarium odoratissimum NRRL 54006, 1044 nucleotides long. RefSeq lists its product as uncharacterized. Gene Ontology annotation, molecular function: D-amino-acid oxidase activity; FAD binding. NCBI's taxonomy places the organism in Eukaryota, Fungi, Ascomycota, Sordariomycetes, Hypocreales, Nectriaceae. The record is from RefSeq and is a predicted model, not a curated record. The transcript has 3 exons. Bases 1 to 999 code for a protein of 332 amino acids.
AUGGAAGUCGGCAUAAUCGGUUCUGGGAUCAUCGGACUCACGUCUGCUCUUGCCCUCGUCGAUGCAGGAUACUCUGUGACCAUCAUCGCCCGUGAUUUACCUGGGGACGAUUCUUCUCAGCAGUGGGCAAGCCCUUGGGCUGGUGCUGGCAUUCUUCCCCACCCGGACUACAAAGGACAUGAUUUGCAGACCGAGAGCUUCAAGUUCUACUGGGCACUCGCCCAUCGUGAUCCGACAAGUGGAGUACAGGUGGUAGAUGUAACUGAGUACUAUGAUGACCGAGACGAUGAUUCUACUAUCUGGUAUAAACGUAUGGUACCCAAGUAUCGCCGUCUGCCAUCAAAAGAUCUUCCAGCAAACGCCAAAAUCGGAUUCAAAUAUCAAUCGAUGACUGUCAACCCAGCAGUAUUCUUGCCUUGGAUUAAGGCGGUGCUAGACAAGAAAGGGGUUUGUUUCAUCCGCGCUGAAGUCAAGUCCGUUGAGGAGGCCAGGUCAAUUCUACAGACAAAGAGAAUCGUCAACGCGUCAGGCCUAGGGGCUUUCCACCUUGCGAAUGACAACAAAGUGGUCGCCGUUCGUGGCCAGACGAUGCUUGUCGAAAGUGAUUCUCACGAAAUGGUCAUGUUUCAGGGCUCUCAUUACACCUACCAGAUUCCGCGGAUGUACAGUGGCGGCGUGAUUGUUGGAGGAGUCAGUCAGCCAGGCAACAUGGAUCAAAAGGUUGACCCUGAAGUACGGUCAGAUAUUUUACGACGCAUGAAGCUCGUCAUGAACGACCAGUAUCAGGGUGUUGAUCUAGACAAGCAUGUCAUGAAGGAUUUGGUUGGGUUCCGACCGAGCAGAGAAGGAGGAUAUCACCUGGAGCGGGAGGAUGACGUGAUACACGCCUAUGGCUUCAAUACUCUGGGUUAUACAUAUAGCUAUGGCGUGGCUUUGAAGGUCCGAGAUCUGGCCACGUCCGCUACCAUCGAGGAGGCGGCUGUGCGGAGCAAACUUUGACAUGUCUUUAGUCUUCUUAAAUAUCCAUUGAUUUUUCACCAGCAC